Melanotaenia boesemani (Boeseman's rainbowfish) is the source of this 13264-nucleotide messenger RNA. It is a transcript of the gene mgat3b, whose product is annotated as beta-1,4-mannosyl-glycoprotein 4-beta-N-acetylglucosaminyltransferase b. The record is from RefSeq and is a predicted model, not a curated record. Gene Ontology annotation, cellular component: membrane. Bases 803 to 2731 code for a protein of 642 amino acids. Gene Ontology annotation, biological process: N-acetylglucosamine metabolic process; protein N-linked glycosylation. The transcript is spliced from 7 exons. NCBI's taxonomy places the organism in Eukaryota, Metazoa, Chordata, Actinopteri, Atheriniformes, Melanotaeniidae. Gene Ontology annotation, molecular function: beta-1,4-mannosylglycoprotein 4-beta-N-acetylglucosaminyltransferase activity.
CACACACACAAACACACACUGGUCUUCUCCUCCUCCUUCAUGCAGCCUGCUGUAUCGAGAGACGGAAGAUGAAAAAGACGUUAAAGGGGGGAUAGUUUGGCUUUCUUAUUUUUCGACUGAACCGAGAAGGCGUUACGGACAGUGCAGAGCGCCGCGCGGAACAGAGGGAGACGCAUCACGGACGUAGAUGGAAAAGACGGAGGGGGGAGGCGACUGUGGAUCGUAAACACGACAGAAAACGGCGAAUAGAACGGCAGACAGCGGCGAUCACCCCCCACUGUCACCCCCGUGUUUCUUCCCAUCUCCAUCCUUUUGUGCGCGUUGGAACAGUCCGUUGUGCCUCUCGUUUCGUUUCUUCUUUUAAAACUGAAUUCACCGUCUUGGUUCGGUCUUUUGCGGCAUAAACAUCAGAGAGGCAAGAGAAGAGGCUGAGCGGACAGGACCCCCCCUCCCACACACACAAACACACACACACACACACACGAAACCGUACGUCCUGUUUGGGACGUUUUAAGCGGCGUGUCCGACCCGCUGGAUAAAACCAGAGAGAAGGAAACCCGAGGCGAGAUGUCUGCAGAGCAACCGGGGCUGAAGCAGAGACCUCGGCCCUGAUUAUCACCGAGCCUCCAGCAGCAUCACCAAUGCAAUGGCACAGUGGUUUCUGCCACAAAACGAACAGGCUUGACUCAGAUCAGCAGGGCUCUCAUCCACCAUGAACCUCUGAGAGACAAUCGACACAGGCACAGAUGGGCAGGAUCGCAAAGGAGAGGAAUGUUACAGCAGCCUGGUAACGACUACAGUCAUGUCUUGGCGCAGAGGUGCCAGGGUGCUCCUGAGUCUGCAGAAAAUACCCACAAGAUGCCGACGUUUACUUCAUUCGAUGAAAAUGCGGCGGCACAGAGUGUUCUUGCUGUGCACGGUGGGCCUGUGCGUCAUCUCCUUCCUUCAUUAUUACAAGGCCCUUCAUUACGUGUCCCUGCUGCGUGAACUCUCCGCUCCAUACCCCAACAUCAAGUCGUUCAUCAUGGUAACUGGCUUCUUCUGGAGGGAAAAGGGUGUGGCUUCCACACCGCUCAGCCCUGCCUCUCCUGAAGAGGCUCCUCCCUUACAUGUCCUCCGUCAACCUGGAGGAAGGGCAGGUCCUGUAGGAGGCGGAGGACAAAGUGAAGGACAGGACCUGGGGCUUGAGGGUGUAAGGAUUGAAGGUCUUGACCUUGCAGAACUUGAGAUGCAACCGAGGGAGGUGCCAGAGCCUCCCCAUCCCUGGGAAAAACCAGAAGCGAAUCAGUUGGAAAACCUACUCAAGGAGAGAAUUGAAGACCACCAUGCUAAGCCUGACAGACUAAACCUCCCAGAAGCACCAGUAAUAAGAAAAGAACAUGGAGUGGGGAUCCUCACAGAUAAAUUUUCAGACCCUGGACAAUCCAUGGGAGACCUUCAUACUCGCACUCACCAACUUCAAGAUGACAAAACACCAUACUUUGUCCGUACCAAAGCUGGAGCCCGUUGCUUCAAGCAGGGGACAGAGGUUGCUGCUCCAAAGGAGUACUCUGUAAAAUUAGGAGGUGCUGUGGCUAAUGAAGUCUGGGAAGUAAAACAAGCUGGAGCUGUGGCGCAGCGGAAAACUCUGGAACUGCACCAGAAGCCUUCCGUGUCUCCAAAGGCUAAAGUGAGAACCAGGGGCAACGGGAAAAGGCUGGUCAAGUGUGUUUGUCGGCCGGGAUGGCAUGGACCUUAUUGUGGGGUUCCCACUAUGGUGUACCACUCCAAUCUGCCAACGAAGGAGAGACUGACGCCCAGAGAGACCCCGCGGCGGGUGAUCAAUGCCAUCAACGUCAAUCAUGAGUUUGACCUGCUGCAUGUACGCUUUCAUGAGCUUGCACAGGCUGUAGAUUUGUUCCUUAUAUGCGAGUCUAACUUCACUGCCUAUGGAGAAAAGCGCCCUCUAAGUUUUCUGCGACUCCUCCUUAAUGGUACAUACGACUACAUACGUCACAAGAUCCUGUAUGUAUUCCUUGACCACUUCCCAGAGGGGGGUAAGCAGGAUGGCUGGAUAGCAGAUGACUAUUUGCGUACCUUCCUGACUCGCAAUGGCAUGUCCAGGGUGGCGGGUGCAAGAUCGAACGAUGUCUUCAUCAUUAACGAUGCAGAUGAAAUCCCAGCCUAUGAAGGUAUCCUUUUCCUCAAGCUGUUCGAUGGUUGGACAGAGCCUUUCGCCAUACACAUGCGCAAGUCAUUGUAUGGAUUUUUCUGGAAGCAGUUUGGGUCUUUGGAGGUGAUAUCAGGCUGCACUCUGGGGAUGCUCCACGAUGUCUACGACGGUGAUGGCAUCAAAUUGCGGCGCCGUGAAUAUUAUACCAUGCCUGGUUUCCGCAAGUAUGAAAACGACACCGGACAUAUCCUGGUGCAGUGGUCGGUGGGCAGCCCCGUCCACUUCGCUGGGUGGCACUGCUCCUGGUGCUUCACGCCCGAGGGAAUCCACUUCAAGCUGGUGUCAGCACAAAAUGGAGACUUCCCUCGGUGGGGCGACUACGAGGACAAACGCGACCUCAACUACAUCCGCAAACUGAUCCAGACAGGGGGCUGGUUUGAUGGCUCCCUGCAGGAAUAUCCACCUGUGGAUCCCAAAGAGCAUAUGUUUGCUCCCAAGCACAUGCUGGAACACUAUGACAGGUACCACUACCUCCUGGAGAACCCUUACAGAAAAGCGUCUGGACUUAACGAGGUCUAGGAGAAAUAUGUGGGUGAAAAUAUGUGAAGUAACUGGUAUGGCCCGAGUGAGGCCUUGGCACUGAGCUUUGGGAAUUAAAUGGUACAGAUGAAUGACAUUUGGAGCUAAAUGUAUUUCCACCAGGCAACAUUGAUGUUGCAGGGAUUCAAAAUCUCUUAAAAGUCAUUAUUUUGGAGUAAAAAUAAAAAACAAAAACAAAAAGGGAACACUGAAUCACAUCAACCAUGUAUUUGCAGAAAGAGCAUUGAGAGGGUGCAACCACUGGAUAAAUAGAAUAAAAAAUGUCCCCAACCUCCCACUUUUAUUUUUUUUUAUUUUCAGGAAGAGUCAAAGCUUUGUCUUAUUGUCAUCUGGCCUGUUUCCUUGCUGUCUUCACCUGUCAGUUGGACACACCUGUUCUUUUGAGAGAAAGGGGCAGGCAUGUUAAACCUGUGGAGAUUAAAAAAAAAAAAAAGCAAAGUACUGCUUUUGUUUAUCUACUUUUACAGAGCAGCUGAUGUUUCUACGUCCCUCCACACCUUCAGAUGUCUCCCUAUUCAGUGACCUUCUUCCAGAACCAGUCUAUAUUUCAGAUAUUACAUUGUUCUUGGGUCUCAGUAGAAAACGCCUUUUUCAACUGCGCCAAAUUAGAAGAAAAUCUCUGUGGGGAGAUUUCUACUCAUUCAUCUACUCCCAUUCAUGUGUUCAUAAAUGGUGUGCGUGCUUUGUCUUUGUGUUGUGCAGUUUUGGGCUAUGACCUGUGGUGGCAGGGCGGGGGGGCAAGAUCAAUGAGAGGGAAAGGAGGACAAAAAGGAAACAUUCUCGAAGGAGGCAAAUUUCAAAAAGUGAAAACAAUGCAAAUGUGUGUAAAUGUUUUUUCCAGAGGUUAGACAGAUGUGAAUAAAUCAUACCCUGGUCCUUUAUCACUUCUCCUGUCAGAAAACCAUUGAGUCUGUUUGAGGGAGGAUCAGCCCUCAGAUUUUUGUCUGUGUCCAGCAGCUGAAAUAACUUUGUUUCCCAGGAAACUAACUUAUGUGAAAAAGGAAGAUGGGAUCAAGUUUGAGAUGAGUGGGUGGGUUCACAUCAGUCAAGUAGCCACAGUCUACAGAUGAGGUCAGCUCUAAGUCCUGUUAGUUAAAUAUUCAGUUUUAUACUCAGCUGUAAAUUGUAGAAUGACUUGGUAUGAAUCUUCUACGCAUUUUCUUUCUCCUGUCGUUUUUCUGCUUGCAUUGCUCUGUUAAUUAGGAUUAUUUAAUUAAGGAUACUUUUCACUCUUUGGCUUGCUUAUCGUUCUGCUCUGAUUCAAAUAAGUUUAAAUCACCUGCUCAUCCUGUAAUUGUUUCACUCAUACAAUCAAACGCUUAUGCUGACUCCCGCUCCAUUUCAGCGUGCAUUUAUUGUCCAUUAUUCUCACAAGAAUGUUGCAUUUCAGUAAUAGGGAUGUAGUUAUUUUCUCUUUGCCUCAUUUCUCUCUCCCUGUCUCCAUGGGACAAGGAGAGAGUAGUUACCAUGGUGAUGCCCCAUGAUCAGUAACAUCUUACCGUUCAGGCAUGAGCACUCAUGCCUGUUGUGCCUGUUGUCCUUUUUCUUGCUAUCCACAUGGCGAAAUGUCUCAAUUCCUCCCCAAAAUCAUUUUACAGUUGUUGAUGAUGGUGUGUCAUACUUGUCUGUGGUGGUGGGGGUAUCAGUGGUGGUCUGGGCUCUUGAAGGGAGAAAAAGAAUGCACGAAUCUACAAUAAUGCAAAUCAGUAAGAACAGAUAAAAACACAGCAAAUACAUGGAUUUUUCUUCUUACUAUAAAAUUGUUUGUUUCUACCAUCUGCUCCUUCAAGAUCUGUUAGAACUUUACACUUUACCUCAGCUUCAAGCAGAUUAUGCUUCAAAGUGAAGAGCUCAAAUGCUCAGGGAAGAAAUUUGAUGAGUUGCUAAGAGGUAACAAUAGGGCUGAGAUUGUAUCAGAAUCUUAACAAGUAAAGGUUUGACAGUGUAGCUUUGUUUUGACCUGGAAACAAAACACUACCACAGGUCUCAGAACACCUUGAUUUAAAUGUUCUGUUAUUUUCACCCACUUGCCGUGUUGCCCCCCCUUCACUUUUAAACAACAUCCUGUCUUUAAUUAUGAUUAAUAGGCAGUUCUUCUAAAACUUCUGAAAAGAAGAGCCUCCAUCCUGACUCUUCACAGCUGCAGUCACCUGGGUGACUGACGAUAUUUUCAGGUCUGUGAUGCUGCCUAUAUGGUAAUGCAGUCUCCAGCAGCAGCUGUUAGGGGUUUGGUGCUGGUGCCGGGAGCUAGAGUGCUGUUUAAAUCCUCAAGGGCUGCAGUGAAAUUGGCUGCAAAUGAGAUUUGAGAUGAGACAAGAAAAGAGGCAGCAAUGUAAAAUUUGGAUUAACCCUUAAUUAGAUUUCUUGCCUUCUGAAAGUGUAAUGAUUGAUGGAAGAUACUAUAAAUGAAACAGAAUUUUAUAGAGAGCUGGAGAAACUUGAUUCCUAGCACUUAAAUAAAUUCAUCUUGGAGAUGAUAAACCAUUAAAUCAGGGAACUGUGUUAAAGCCCUUUUAUUUAUCUGCUGUACUUUAAGUUAUCUCUCCUCCCCAAGAUGGAGCACGUUCAUGGUUAAAUUUAUGAAUGCCUUUUGGGGUUUUCAGCUAAUAAUUUGAAGCAGGCAAACUCAUCUAAUGAGAUUUCCACAAACCAAAUGUAACAUUUUCAUCUUUUAGCCUCUAUUCUGUCAAAUUGCAGACCUGCUUGGUACUGUUUGCAUAAAAGAAAAAGAAGUUUGUGUUUCAGUUAAACACCAUCUCAGAAAUGUAACCACAAGUGUGUCACAUCAAGGACUGGGUGGGUAUUUAUGAUUAAGCUCUGCCAAAAACUGUUCAACUCAAGUUAACUCCCACUUUCUGCCUACUGCAAUCAGGCUGCACAUCUGGAGAACAGCGCAUGUGUUUGCAUAUCUACAUAUGUAUAUUGUAUGCGUGCGUGUGUGUGUGUGCGACUCCUGCCAAAUAAAUGUGUCAAUGAAACACUAGCCAGGGUUACUUCUCAUUGCCUGUUGCCUCUUAUCACCAUGGCAACAGUCCCUGGUUGAGUUCCUGAGAUCCAGAACAGCCUGAGGUCAUCUACCAAAGUUGCAGAGCAGUAGUGUAAGGGGUGCAGGAGUGUAGGGGCCAACAUUCAGAAAAUCUUUCCUUCUUAAUGCCACUUGCAGACCCUAACUAGAGUAAAACACCAAACAUGUCAGAACUCUGAGAAGCAUGACACAUGCACACCACCUCUGUGUUUUACUUUGAUUUGUGACAGUAUGCUGAUGAAAUGUGCAAGAAACAGGAAACAUAGACUUGAAAAAUGCCUUUGUAGCACAAUCCGGGAAUCAAAUGUAGGUAGGUGAAGGAAACUUUUUUUUGUCAUACUUAAAACUGGAAAAACAAGAGAAAAAACAUCUCCCUCUUAUAAACAAACACAGGGCUUGUUAAUAGAAAUUAAAAUCCAGAAAGACCUCUACAUCAAGUUUCAUGUUAGAGGCUUAUUACAGGGUAAUAACCUUGACUUAACAACUUUGAUUUUUCCCGUUGAGGUAGAGUCAACACCAUGAUGAAAUGAAAACCAUCCAAAUGAAAGAAGCAGCACAUCAUCUCUGUAAAAGAAAAUCUAUAAAGCAGUGAUGGGUUAAGUUAGGAUGGGUUGCAAUGUUUUGUCGCUGUCUAAGCCAUCUCCACAGGCUUACACAGAAUUUUAAAAAGUCUAAUCUCCAGCUUGGAGGUUCUGUCUUGCUUAAGAGCACUUCAGCAGAUUGUCGCCACUUGACAAAUGUUAGAAGCACUGAUGCAUUUAUGAAGACAUUCAAAUAGCUAAUCUGCUCAGAGCUGUAAUUUUUGUUCAUGAUCACACCUAAAAUCUGUAAAGUAAAAAGCAGUAAUGAGGUCUUGAAUGAAAUAUUUACCCAUCUCUCAAAUGAUGAUAGAUUUUAGGCACUUGUCACUAAGCAUUUGUACAGACUUUACACCUGUAUCUAGGCUCCCACUCUUUCUUUUGCAGUAAUUUAUUCAGUUUUGAAAUCACCAUUUCCCCAAUGUCAGCAACACGUUAACAUGGAGGCAAGCAUCCACUCCUGAAAACGAAUGUGCUAAAGCAAAGCAAGCAGAUUAACACUGAAUGGACUGGGCAUAAAACAGAGUUCAGAGGCGUCUCCUCUCAGAGGAGAGGAGAGCAGUCAUAUAAAAGACCUCAAAGUAAGAAAUCAGCUAUUAGAAAAAUAAAACCACAAACAAUGAAUUCAUUGUCUUUGUGCUGUGUAAGGAGUGUUUGCAAUUGUAAGGUUUAGACACAGCAAUAAAAUGAUUGAACUCAAUCCAGAUCAGUCUAUUGUGCAAUAAUCCAGGGACUAAUUUGGGGGAAAAAUUACAUGGAUUGUCUUUUUUUUUAAUCCAUAAAAUCAUUGUAAAAUAAUAAAGCAGCGUAUUAUUUUAACCCUAAAGCUUUAGUAUGAUGGUGUAGGGAAGCUAAAAUAAAACUGCAGCUGAUUAUAACGUAGCUUUUUUGUUAGGAUUUCAUACCGUAUUCAACAUCAGUUGAAAGAUUUUACUAAAGACACAAGCUCUGACUUUAAAUUUGAUCAGAUUUGUGGGGCACCCUGCCAACAAGUAACCUGCAGUAAACAUAUCUGCUUGCUUCGGCUGAUUGGAGCAGGGGGAAUAAAUUAGGUGCAAAAUGAAAAACUGUAAAGGAGAUGGUGAUCCUGCUGCAGACAGGUUUGGAGUUGCGUUGCUAGGAAACUGCUCUGCACAGCUCUUGCUUAUAGUUAUCAAUAUUAGCAGAUUCAAUAGCCGUAUAAAGGGAUUUACAUUUAAAACUGGACAGAUCUAAACUUAGAAUGUAAAGCGCUAUUAGGAGCAGUUUUACCUUCUAUGUGCCGAAUAUCUGUCCGAAUGUCUGCUGUACAGUUCUCCAGUGCAUCAGGCCACCAUCAGUAUUAGAAAUCAGCUACUUCCUCCCUUCAGUUUAAUGCAACAUUCAGCAUUUCCUUUAGCUAAUUAUGAAUGUAUCAAGUUGUUUAGGAACAUUUCUGCACAUGAUUUGAAUGCCUUAAUGUAUUGAGCAAAAUUGGAAAACAUCAGUCUAGAUCAGGGUUGUCCAAAGUUGGUCCUCUGGAGCCGCUUUCCUGCAGGUUUUAGAUGUUUUCUGGUGAAGCACACCUGAAUCAGAUUGAUAAAUCAACAUAUUUGGGUAGCACUUUACAACAAGCUGUUGAGAUAAAGCAUUUAAUUUAAAAUGGGUAUGUUGGAGCAUCUAAAACCUGCUGGGCUUAGGCCCUCAAGAACUGGAGCUGGAGAUCCCUGGUCUAGAUAGAUCAGCUUUGAAGCCCUCUAUUGCAGGUAAAACCCUAUUUGUAGUUCAUGCACAUCGACCAUCAGCACAUGUUUGUAACGUUCACCACCUCGUCGGCAUCUUGCACGGACGUCCUACCGGACUGUGUUGCUCCACCGGCACAAUUACCCCCAUCUGUUAUUGUGCUCACAGAGAAGCUGACUGGCUGCCUUUCCAUGGGGCUUGCAUGCCUUCACAGCCUUGGACCCCUGCCAGCAUUGUGACUUCCACCAAUUGAUCUUUUCCAAGAAACAUUGGCAGCCAGCAAGCCGGAAAUCAAAGAAAGUAGAGUGUGGGGUGCAGAGAAAGGGGUCCAUACAACAGGAGUUCCCAUUUUGACUUUGAUGUUUAAGGUGCCCAUUUCCUGUCUUUCUAAAGCCUACUUGCAUGGAUCUGCUAUGUAAGGAUAUGACUGACAAGCAUCUGAUUAAGAUAAGGCCUAACAUUUUAAGCUUCAAAUCAAAAUAUAAAGUUAUUGAGAAAGUAUUUUAAAAUGGGGCCAUUCAUAAACCUAUCAGGCUGUCAUCUUGACUGUAACCAUGUUAUUAUUGUUAUUAUUCUCUGAGAGCCACAGAAAACAGGCACAUUCAGCAACGUGUGCAGUAUUUACUCUGACAGUCAUAAAAAAAACACACCCAAACAAGCUUUUGUCUCAAACCUCAUUUUAUCUGCGUAACAGCUUUUAUAUGAUUUGAUUUGAGAAGAAUACACCGUUGUUUUUUAACCAUAUAUCAGUAGUUUUAAAGGGUUAGUGUAUCCAAACUAAAAGAAGACAUUUCUCUAAUGUCAUAUCACCUAAGUUAGGUUUUAUCUGCCCAGAUUUUGUGGUACCCAUUCUCCUGCCAUUAAGGUUAACAUCUGGUGUUAUUUAGCAUCUCCUUGGAAAGAAACUCAAACACAGAGAGUUAUAGUCUUUAUAAUACCUACUAAUUAAUGCUGAGAAAUGUUUUUCUGAACCAACAGAGACAUUAUAGAAGACUUUCCAUUCACUUCAGUUGCAGGUUGUUGCAGAUUUCUCAAAACCUGAUUAAUGAAACCAAAACCAUCCCUGUGGCGUGUGAUAUGCGAGGACAUUUAGAUCAACUGAGCUUAUAGAGAUUAAAUAGUGUGGCCUCUACUGACGUAAAACCUUCCCUGUGUUUACAAUCAUGUUAAUGAGUAAAAGAAUUGGCACCUGUCCAGUUCUUUUCCGAAAUGGAUCCAACUGGUGUAAAAGGUUCAUAAAAAGUAGAAAUAAAAGGAGCAUCACCUCAGGAAAGGAACACAUUAACUCGUGCUGCAGCUGGUGCUCAAUAUAAAAUGGUGGCAACAUUUAUAGACAGAUACUUUAUUCACUCUAACGGGGAAAGCUUUGUAUGAUGACGAUGAUUUCAAAACUCCACCUCUGUAAAUAUGUCGUGGUUUACUGUAUGAAUGUGUCAUGAAUUUGUAGGAUGAGUGAAUUUGUGUGAGUGGAUGUGUUUGUUAGUCAUAACACCUCUGAAUGUGUUCCAGGACAGAUUGCUGGCUUUGGGGUGGGUAUUAAAAGAAUCUGGUCCAGGACUCCAUAUGUUGUGACAGGACAGAUCAAAAAGAUGAAAGUCAGAGUCGCACAUCAGAAACAGAUGGACGUGGUAACACAUACAGCACAUGCCUGAAAAGGUGGGCAAACAGAUUGGCCGACACAUGGCUGCGGAUCAGAUGCCUUCUGAAAAUGGAGGGGAGGGAUGAGUGACUGACUACUGUUAAUCGUGACUAAGUAUGCUGCAGCCAAAGUUAAAACGGUCCACGGAUAUCUAUAAAUUUAAUUGCUGAGUUAGUCAUUUAUUCAAGUUAAAAUAAUAAAUAGAAAAAAGUUCUCAUAGGUAGCCUGAUGAAUCCGGUUGAUUUAGGGAAAAUGUUGAAACUCUCGGCCUGUCAGGACCAAAUAUGGUCAGUUUUGUUUGUUUGUAUUUGGGCUUGGGGCCUGACAACUACAUAAUUUGGCCACAUUCAGGUUUGCUCAGGCUGGGUGGUUUAUGAAUUUGGAUGAGAUAUAGAACUGAUUCAAUUUCAGCACCUUGUGUUAAUAUCCUUCAGCAGAUUGCAAGACCUCAAUUAUACCUGGGCUAAAAAUAAAGAAGACGAAAAAAAAAAAAAAAGAAAAUAGUGCUUACAUUCUCAUCGUUUAUAAGCCUUUAAUAUUAUGUUUCAGAUCAAUGCCUUCCAGAUUAACCCACACACCAAGUUUAGGUGUCUGAACUUUUUCUUCGUGUACAGUAUAGCAGAUAUAUAUAUAUAUAUAUAUAUACACACAUACAUACAUACACUUCCUGCAAAUCUCAGAAAUUAGCUGUUUCUGCAGCACCAGCCCAAUCUGAAUUGAAACAAAGGCAGCAAAGAAAGCGGGGCAGUGUUAGAAAAAGGCAAAUGAAGGGUUGGGAAGCAUGAGAGGAAUAGUACAAGUGUAAGCCUCCAGAGGGGUUUGAAUUUCUUGAAAUCAGAAACACAAGCCGAGCUGGAAAGAGAGAAGGAAUGUUCCCUACAAUCACAGACUUUCCACAUUUGUAGUCUUCCCUUUUUGUUUUGGUUUGCACUUAUGGUUUUUUUUUUUUUUUUUUGUAAAGUCAAUCGAUAUAUUUUCCCUUCUGGUCUUUGUUUGCAACAUUUUUUGUGGGAAAUCUGAGAAAUGGAGAAGAGGUAAUGAGUAUCUUUGUUUUUCUAUUUAACUUUGUUUUUGUACUUUGUUUUGUAAAAUCAUCCACUUGACAACUUGAUUUUUAAUGUCUUUUGAAGGCGGUUGUGUGUGUGUGUUUGUUUGUGUGUGCGUGAGUGUAAAUGUAAGUUCACAAGCACUGUCGCAGCCUACUGCUCGAGUAUAGUUCCACCCCACUUCACAGAUCUUUUACCUCCUUUGAUGUCAGGAAGGGGACUUCAUAACAUGGUGCCAUCAUGUUAGCUCUGUUUUAAUGUUUUAUGAUGCCAUAUUUUCCUUGUGACUUUAACAGCAUCACAUAACCACUUGAUUAAUGGAUGAUACAUUUGAAGGUGUUUUAUUUUACAGAUACAUUUACAGAAAGACACAGCACAAAUAGACACAUGCUUUCAAAGAGACACAGUACAGCCUCUGUUUUAUACCACAGUCCAACUGUGGCAGUAUCUUCUGUUGGUCCAACAGUCAGACUACUAUAGGCACUCUGUCUGUAUCUUCGCUGUUAUGUGAUCGCUAUGUAGACUAGCCAUUGUGUGGCCAUAAAACAUGUUUGUCACGGCUCAGCCUCUCUGAAGUGGUUUUGUUUUGGAAAGCAACACAGGAUGAAGCUAAAUACAAAAAAAGUCUUGUCCUCAUCUUUUUAGUAAUGUUCUGUCUCUGUCCCAUAGCAAAGUGGUACUGGUUGGAGUGUGUAUGUGUGUGUUGUGCUUUCCCUCCAACUAGACAAAGAUGUCAAAGACCUACAAAAGAUGUAUGUACUGGCUAAAAGCUUUUUUUAUUAUUAUUUUUUUUUUAAACGUUGCAUGUUGAAAAGCAACACUUCUGCCUGCAAAGCUAUGAAUUGCACCUUAUUGGAGGGAUGUGGUUUGGGUUGGGUUUUUUAAUGCAUACAGAUGUGUGUGUGUAUAUAUAUAUAUAUAUAUAUAUAUAUAUAUGCACAUCUAUGGGGGGAGGUGUGAAUUGCAAUGUAUGUAUGUUUAAACAGGUUUUUUUUUUUUGUUUUGUUUUUUUUGUUUUUUUCAUUGUACUUUUUGUGUGUUACAACUGAUUCAAUCUCUGGAGUCACAAAGAAGCUACAGAAAUAACAUCUGGUUUCCAAAACUGGAAUCAUGAUACUGGUUCUAAUCCAUCUAAAAUUAUUACAACAUAUGAGUAUGACUGCGUCCAUAUAUUAGUACUUAAUGGGGGGGAAAAAAAACAACAAAAUCAGUAUGUAAAAACUAAAAUCUGACUUUCUAUGAUUCUUUGAUAAAGUACAUAAUACAGGAAAGAAAGGUUUAUACAUGAUGUUUAAUGAAAACUAUUAUCAAAACCACCUAAACUUAUUUUUUCCCAAAUUUUAAGGAGAAUCAACUUUGUCUGCCAAAUGAUGAAAAAUCCUGUAAUGGAGAGUAAAAUGUGACUACUUGGCUACAUGCUGCUGCUUGGUGAAGCAUUGUUUGCAUCUUCUCUCAUGCUCACUGGCCUGUGACUACUAGGGGGUGCUUUGCAUGUCGUCUCAUGUUCCACACAAAUGUUUCUUCUGACAGAAAACACACACAAACAUCUCCAGUGCAGCUUUGGCAGAUGACUGACGCUCGGCGUGACGCUGCCACCCGCUCUCAUGUCCUCAGGGCAGAGUGUUGUCUGCAGCCAAUUAACCAGCAGGGCUGCCUGCCAGGACUAAUCCUCUCCAGCCUCUCACUGGUUUACCAGAAUUAGCCCUCCAGUCCUUACACAGACUUUGUUGUGCCGAAAGACAAAAAUAAAACAGUUUACAAUGUGAGAUGGAGAAUUUGGGUGUGUUCUUAUUAAAAAUGUUGGUGAAACUGAAAGGGUUGGAGCAUGUUGUAUUUUUUAUAUUUUUUUCCUUCUGUAUGAUCUAAAUGAGAACAGCUUACACACUUCCUUUGGUUCCUGAUGGAAACUGUUGCUUCUUCACAUGAAUUUGUAAAACAUGUUUGCAGAAAGAUGGCAAGAAGAACAGAAAACGUUUAUUUCUGACCACAUAUUGUGCUGAUGUACAAGAACUUAUCUCAUGCCUCACUCUGUUCCAUGCACUGAUACUGAUUGUAGAUAGUUGCAUAGAUUUAUUUUUUAUAUAAUUGUCGCUCGAUUUCUUUUUCCUUUGUGCUGUUCUCUUCUUUUUUUCAUGGCUGAUGGAUCAGUGUUGGAAAGUGUCUGUGUGUGAGAAUGUGUGUGCUAUUGCUUCCUGUAUGUAUGUGUGGAUGAAGAAAAAGAAAAGGAAUGCUCUUUAGUUUUUGGCUCCUUAAUACACAUCAGCCAUUUGUCUAACUUCCUCAUUGUGCCAGUGUGUUCGGGUGUUCUCUCGUCUUUGCAUCUGCUCAUCCAAAUAAAGGAGAGGAACAGGAGAGCAAGAAGAGGAAGAGGCAGAGAACCUUUUCCCUCAGGGGGGGAGACAGACAUGAGAGACAAUACUUUUGAAAAAAAAAGGAUAUUUUUCUCCUCUGUGGGGUCACAAAGAAGCGUGUACAUUUCUAAGUUAAUUGAAACUGAAAAAAUAAAAACUCAUUUGUUCUCUA